ACAAAAAUUUAGAAAAUUCAAACCUUUACAGCGUUUUUUUUUACUAAAUUAACAUGUAAAUUAUGGUUAAAUCUUUCAAGUGUAAUAAUAAAUUAGAAAGUACAUACAAUUGAUAUAAAAAUCAAUUUGAGAAUAUAAUAUCAAAUCACCACACUCCUGAAAAAGACGAUGAUCAGACGGAGUCAAUCCGAUAUAAUAUUGAGCAAUCUUCUAAUCGAAACGCAAUACGGAAAAGUUGAUCAAAGUCUAGAAAAGUGUAAGGCACUGCUGAAAGGCAUCCAAAGGGAAUUCAAAAAGACCAGGGAUUUUUGGAAACAGCUAAAAGUUGAUGUAGAUUCGGUGAGUACAAAGUUUGCUGAAAGCAUCUGUGAUAACCUUGAAAUACAUUCAGAAAAUAUCAAAGACAGUUUACAAGAUGGAGUUGUGGAGAGUUCUGGAAAGUGUUCAAAAAAAGCAAAAGGAAAUAAUGCAGAUACCAUUUUAAAGCCUGAUGAUUAUUCAAAAAUUGCUAGUGGGGCUUCAAAAAUUACAAAUAAUUUGAAAGAUGCAGAUGAUCUCCAAGAAGAGAGUAUUCGUUUUUCGAAAAUCUCCAGACUUGAUGUGAAACAUCUGGAGGCAUUUUUGGACAUAGUGCAAAAGACACAGGUGUCUCAGUGUGCGACUAGAAAUGAAUCCAGCUCUAUCGAAGACUUCUCAAGUGAAAUAGACAUAUUUGAGGAUGCCGUCUGUCAACUAUCCAGCGUGACUAGUUUGACUUAUGACUCUCUGACCAACUCCAGUACAGAUAUUUCAACCGCAGUUCAUAAUUUUCAAUUCUCUGACAAGAAAACAAAUUUUGAGCACAAUGACGUGGAAAAUCUUUCAAACACUUAUUUGCAAAAUGGUGUAAAACCUCAAACAUCUUUUAUAGAAGGAGCUUCCAAAUUGACUGAUUCAAAAAUAGGUCAAAUUCAUGCAUAUAUUAAUAAUAAUUUAUCAUUAGAUCCGAAGACUAUCGUACUACAAGAUGUGGGCCAUUAUCCAGAAAUGAUUGAUACAAAUAUUCCAAUAUCACCUUGUACUUAUGAGAGUGAAAGUGAAGAAUACCAUGAGGCCCGUGAUUACAGUCACUCUGAUACAAUUGAGGAGGAAAAAUCAUAUCCAGUUUUCUCGCAUAACUCCAACAGUAAGCUUCAUCAAAUAAAGAGUGAAAAUACAAAUAAAGUUGAACUCAUGGAUAAUAAAUUGAUAGAUGUUGUUGGAGCCAAUAGUGAGAAAAUUUUCAAUUUCAAUGGAAGAAGAAAUGAGAAAAUUGUAAAAUUUUCUGGAAACAAUAAAAUCACAUACCAAAAUGAUUCGAGGAUUGGAUCAAGAGUUGAAUGUAACAAGGGUGAAAUACAUGAGUAUCGGAAAACAAAUUCUCAAAUUGAAAAGCAAGUGGAAAAUCGUAGUCGACCAAGAAUAAGAGUCACCAAACAGAGGAAGUUGAUAAAAAUGAAACAGAAAGAUAGGUCAAAAACAAGAAGUCGUAGCCGAAAAAAGUCUGUCCAUGAUAUGGCAACUGGCACUUCCGACUUGGAUCUUUUCGAAUAUUUUCAGCAAUGGCCUCAGCGUCUAUCAAGACAACGGGAUCCAUUCUAUUCACUGCCUGCGAAGAGAAGGCUUUUUGAUUAUUCAACUGAGGAGCCAAGUGGUAUUUUCCAUCCUUCAAUGAUCCAGCCUUACAAUUUCAGCAGUGCUAGACAAAAUCAAGCACAAAAUGAAGUAUUUGUGAGGAAACACAUGUCCUUGAACUCACUGUUGAAACAACCCUUCAGCAAUAACGAACUUUCCGACAAUGGAAGCAACACUACUUACUCCAUUCGAAGCUCCAGCGACCAAGGAACUCUAUCUGUGAAAAAUGAGGACUACCCAACAAGUGAUGAUCGCUUUUCAAUCCGUAACAGCACUAUUUUGAAUAAUUCCAACACAAACAUUUUCGUAUUUAGAUCAUUUGAGGAUCGCUUUAAACCACCGCAAGCCCCUGAUUCGGAUAAAGAGAUUUGGUUUGGUGGUAGUAAUUUUAUGAAACCUAUUGAACAACUUGAUUAUUCAGGGAGUGAAUCUAGUAAAGGACGAGCUUCAUCCACAGACAGAAGGAUGAAAAAGAAGAAAUAUCUCGCUGUAAAGAAGCAAAGACAAGUUGCUGAUGAAAAAUGUAAUUUAAAAGAAAUUAAACAGAAUGAUGGUGAGAGUGGAACUUGCGUUUCAAAAGGUGGGACAUCAGUUUCCAAAGUGCAGGCUGUUAUAUCCUACGUUGGUAAUAUUCAUAGUGAUCAUAUAGAAACUCCUCAAUGUACACAACUUGUGCAUGAGACCAAAAUUCUACACAGUCAACACACUCUCGUGAACCCUACCAAAAAAUGUAGCCUUGAAACACUGAGACAUAAUGAGUGCCUUAUUAGAAAGCAGAGAAAACAUCAAGCAGGUGAAACUGAUUCAAUUGGCAAGAAAAAUAUCGAUAUAAUUUUCAAUAAUAAAAAUAAAUUGUCGCCUGAUUCGGAGAAACUGAGAGAACAAUCAAGAGAGGGAAUUAGUAUGAGAAGACCAAGUAGCUCACCUCUGACUUCAAAUUCCAAAAGAGACUAUAAAGACAUCGGAAUCAAACGUCCAUCACGGGAAGACUGUAGAUUGCAAUUGGUGAAUGGCAGAGGAGACAUUCAUUUGACCGAAGUUCAUCAAAAAAGUCUUCUUAAUAGUUUAACAUCAUUGAACCGUGAGUACACUGUUUCAAAAAUGGACAGAACUUCAACUAAACCCGGUUUAGAGCCGAAGGUUAUUUUUAAAAUCUCAGCUUCAAGUGAAGACUUACGGAAUGAUAAAAUAAGGUCCAAUGAACAUCUAGCUUCUGUGAAUACAACAAAAUCUAUAUCGUCAUGCAGUGGGAUUGAAACAGAUGCAUUUUCGAAGAUAAAAAUGAAGAAGUUUGGUAAAAAGUAUGUAUCAUGUAAUGAUUUGAUGAAUGAUGAUAGUUUUUAUUCGAAAAUCAGUAUUAUUCCUCUACCAGGGGAUGAUAAAGGGCUGAUACAACAAGUGAGCAUAAUUGGUCAAAGAUUGUGGGUCCAAGGCGCAACUAUUAGUGCAUAUAAUAACUGUUUCACAGAGAAAGAGGAGCAAAAUAAAGAUGAAACUUGUAAAGCUCCAACAGGUUUGGAUGAUAACAGACCUGCAUCAUCUUCUAAGAAAUCUGUAGAUAACAACGAAAAGAGUGAUAAGUCCCCAAAAAUAAACGAUGAUACUGUUAAGGAAGUGACAAAGAAAAGACCAGUCUAUACACCACCACAUGGUAGAGUAAAUAGUAAGAAAAAUGAGCCGACAGAAUCUAAACCUCGAUUCUGUCCCUAUGUAAGCAAAAAUUAUUCAAUCGAUAAAUCAAACAGUUUGAAACCUUCAAACAUGAAUCGUAAAACCCCUGAAAGGAAACCUCAACGGUCUCCCAAACAGCCAGUGAAACAAAAGCCUGAAGAAGAUGCAAGUAAACUGCGUGAGAAUCGAAAUGUAAUUGGGGAUAAUGAUCAAUGUCUAGAUGCUGCAGCUAGUAUUCAGAAUUGUUUAAACUCUAAUACUGCUUUUCAUAAUAAUUUUAAUCCUAAUAAUGAUGUUUAUGAUAGUUUCAAUACUAAUAAUUACAUGAAUAAUGCAGAAAAUUAUAAUGCUGUGCCCCGUGGCCAAGUUGUGACAGUUGAAAAUGAUGGAGAUAUGAACAGAGGGAAUGACAGUGAUAUUGAUGACGGAGUUUUUAAAAUCAAUCCAGAGGCUCAAACCGAUAUUGAAGAAGAGGUUGGAGAAAAUGUCAAAUUCAAUAAAAAGCGUUCUGAUGUUAAAGUUGGUGAACGUUUAGUUAUCAAUAGUUCAGAUGCAGCUAAAGAUAAUAAAACUUAUGAGAUAAGGCCUACCAGUGAGCAUGAAGAAAGCAUUGUUGAUAACUCAGGUACGAGAAUUAGCAGGAAAAUCCAAAGUAAUUCUGGGGAUUCUAGUGUAACAAGAAGGAAAAGUCAACAGAACUCUAUUAAUGUGGAAUACCAGAAACGGUCUCCUAGUAGGACUUCAAGAAUGAAGAAACGGUCCCCGUCUAAAGAUAGAGGCUCAUCAGCAUCUGAUGUCGAUGAGUUGGAAGAUUUGAAAGUAAUUCGACAAAAGCUGUGCUCUAUUUUACCACCUGAUUCUUCCUUCAGACAGAUAUUAUUGAAGAAACUUAGUGGUGGGGAUAAGAAUAAUAGAAUGAAUAGUGAAGAGGUGGAUAUAUUUGGCGCUCCUUUGAAGAAUAGUUCGGGUAGUAAUUUUUAUAACGAUCAUGGUUACCCCGUGGCACAUAUUUCUGGUGUGUCUUUAUAUAACAGUAAAGGAAUACCGAUGAAGGGCGCAUACGGUAGGCCUUUGCAUACAACUUUAAAAAAAGAAUUGGCAAAAAUUGUAGAUGGCUCAGAGGAGAGAAGAAACAUUUUUCAUCGAACAAAUCGUUAUUUCGAGGAACAACUUCUGCAUAUCCUUGAAUCCGUCAGCAAUGUGAGAACUGAUGAGUUUGGUCGAGUCUAUGACAGCUAUGGGAGACCUUUGUUCGACCGUUAUGGUUUCCUACUCUAUGACCACAUCGGUAAUCCUCUGACAGACGCGUUGGGAAGGAAACUAACCGACAAACAUGGCGUUUCGAUAAUGGGCCCUCGUAAGAAAUGCGCGAACGUUGUGCUGACAAAUUUAUCCUCAAAUGAAUCAUUAUCAUCACAUCAGUCGUCGGAUGAGAGACUUGUCAAAAAUAGAACUGAAUUGAUUAAUCGGAGAAAGGAUAACAGUAAAGAAAAUAUGUGGAAGAUGUGUAAGAGACAAGUUUCAUUCAAUAUGGACCCAACAAUCAUUACACUGAACCACUCUGACUCUGAACUUGAAACCAGUGCUUCUAACUUUAAAAGAUGAUUUAUCGAAAAAAUUAAUGCAACUCCAUUUGUCCUGUCAACUUGUGAUUUAUAUUAUAAUUGUUCUGUCCUUCUGUCUCUGUUCCACA
This is a messenger RNA of Nilaparvata lugens (brown planthopper), 5017 nucleotides long. RefSeq lists its product as uncharacterized. The record is from RefSeq and is a predicted model, not a curated record. NCBI's taxonomy places the organism in Eukaryota, Metazoa, Arthropoda, Insecta, Hemiptera, Delphacidae. Bases 169 to 4929 code for a protein of 1586 amino acids. The transcript is spliced from 2 exons.